GACAAGUCCCACCCAUUACCCUUAUAAAUACCCGCAAUAUUUGCAAUGGUCAGUUACCCACACUGACGCCAUGUCGUCCAGGAGAAGUGGUGGCAGCUUUAGAGAGAGAAAGACUGAUGAUAUUUUAGACAUUGAGCCGAAAGAUUUCGCGAAUCCCUGGAAUUUUUUCAAUCUCUUCACAAGACCAGAAAUAGAAGUACAAGAAUGGUGCAGAAGGAAUGGUCUACUAGCCAGAGUCUUCCCCUGCCCUUACGAUGGUUGUGACGGACAGAUGUCUCCCAAGACGAUUGUUAGGGCUCCUGGAGGCAGCAUAUACCGAAGUUCUAAGAACAGAGACCACACAAGGGCUUCUCGUACAUAUUCUUUUUUUUUUGAGAAAAGCAAUUUGCUUAUUCAAGACAUUAUGCUGUUCAUUAAAAAUUAUUUAGAAAAAUGUAGCCUUUCCCAAUGUGCCAGAUUUUUUGGAAUAUCGUACGGUAGCACAUCUGUUAAUUGGGCAAGUUUUAUUAGAGAAAUUUUUAAAGAAUAUUUCUACAGAAAUUUGAGAUUCAAGAAACUGCACGGAAUAAUAGAGAUAGAAGAGUCUCUAUUCGGGAGGAGAGUCAAAUUUCACAGAGGAAAUCCCAAUAGAGGAUAAAAGAUAUGGAUCUUUGGCAUGGUGGAGCGUGACAGCAACACUCUUAUUAUCUAUCCAGUUUGUGACCGUACGGAAGAAACCCUGCUUCCGAUCAUUGAACGUCAUGUAGAGAAGGGUUCCACUAUAUACAGUGACGGAUGGUCAGCAUACUAAAAUUGUCUGGAACCAAGAUAACCCAAUUCGAAGGGCAUCUGGCAGAAAUUAUGUGGCGUUCGGCAGAAAAAGGAAAUGUGUACCAGGCAUUCGUCGACUUCUUCCGUUCAUUUUACACAUUGACUGGACCUGCAGAAUACAGUUAUUCAACGCCCCUUUUCAACACUUGGGAUGGCGUCCCACUCCCUGCAGCCAUUUCUCAAUUCGAUGAAUGGAAAAUUCGCCCAGAAAACACAGAUGCCGAGAGUGACGCUUCCUCGCAAAGCGAUGGAUCGUUGGAGUUGUUCUCUUCAAUUCCAACUUCUCGCAUCACCAUGGAGAACAGGGAGCUUUCAUCAACAGAGCUGCGGGAUAGACAGACUCAUGAGAAAUCCAGCCUAGACAAGGUAUUUAAUGAAAUGAUCGGAUCUUGUUCGGACGAAGGAGACAAAACUCUCACAGAAACAGCAUCUCCAGCUCCUAAUAUUGACGAUGAAAGGCCUGUGAAUGUACCAGGUACAAAUCAAUAUGUACGAAGAAAUGGAAGAAGGAAAAAAUCCUUGAGUACAGGAAAAUGGAAUGCAAUUGUCAUUUCAUCUGAUGACGAUAGCAAACAGCCAUCAUGUACUGCAGCAAAAGUUUUCACUGCAUCCAUUGCUUCCAGACUCCGACCUCCUAAGGCCUCCCAUGAAUCGGGACAAUAUGGAGCACAAGGAUCAACAGAGGUAGCUGAUACGGCUGGACCAUCUUCCGCACAUGAAAGUGGAAAAGCAUACGUGAAGAGGAUGCGUACAGACAAAGUAUGCCACCCGAAGGAUUUUAAAGAGCAGGGGUCUUCCUCAUCCAAAUCCUCGAGAAGACAAAGGUCCAGACUUUCCAACCCUAAUGGAAAAUCAGCUUUCAUAUGGACUUCUGAUGACGACGACUUUGAAUAA
Messenger RNA from Magallana angulata, 1704 nucleotides. RefSeq lists its product as uncharacterized. Bases 775 to 1704 code for a protein of 309 amino acids. Lineage: Eukaryota; Metazoa; Mollusca; Bivalvia; Ostreida; Ostreidae. The transcript is spliced from 7 exons. The record is from RefSeq and is a predicted model, not a curated record.